CUCCGUCUGGGUCCUCCGCCAGACUUUGUCCCCGGCACGUGUAGGUGAGACUGCUUGUUCGUUGCUUUUUCUUUCUUUCUUUUUUUUUUAUUUCGAUGCCAUUGUGGGGACCGGAGGAAGGGAAGCAGACAAAAAGCGGGCGUGUGCUCUCUCGAAAAAUUCAAUCCUCAGUGCUAUAGCUCUCGUGGUUAAUUAAGAUGAAAUAAAUCUCCAGGGCAUCUGGGGAAAGAGAGGCUGCAGCUCGGGAGCCCUGCUGCGCCCGCCUGCCUCCGACGUCCAUGGAUGCUCUGGCUCCAGUGGCUGUGGACCUCUGCUGGGAAGGAAAGAGGCAGGAUUAGCCGCGGGGGAAGAAAUCUGGCCUCCAGAUCCUUUCACCCUUUGGAAGAGACCCCGAGGAGGGGGUGGGGGGAGGGAGUGAAGGGUGCCGUUGCAGUAAUCCACAGAACCAAGAUACUAAAUGAUUUUAAAAAAUAAACUAGAACCCACCUCCAACUCGUCUCCCUUUCCCCGCCCAGCAAUGAACAGAAGAGGCAACAUUUACCAGGUUUGAGAUCUAAUCCAUUUCAGCCGGGCAUAAAUUGAUGAGUCUGCGUGCUGCCUGAAAGAACGCAUCUGUAGGUGUGUGAGAUCCUAUCCUCCAGUUCAUUCCUUAGGGAAGCGAGCAUCCUGAGGAUGGGGGAAAUUUCUUACCGGCGGUUUGAUACCCAGUAACGACAGUCAGAUGCCUCUGGAUGAUGAACCAGCCACAGUGUGAAGGCUUUUCAGGACAGCCCCAUCCAGGAAGAAGCUCUGUGAUGUGUGGGUCAUAAGUUUGCUCAAGCAAGUCAGACUCUUCACAAGGAAUAGCGAGACGUGAGGACUGGGAUGGAAGAGCUGGCACCAGUAGAAGUCCAGGGACAGCUCCCAAGCCCCCACCAGGGCUCUCUGAGGAAGGCCAUGGCCGCUGCCCUCGCCCUGGAUGGGGAAUCCACAAUGGGUCGCCGGAAAAAGAAGAGGAAAGAGUCCCGCCCAGAAUCUAUCAUCAUCUACCGGUCAGAAAAUGAGAAGCUGGAUGAGGAGCCUGGGGAAUCAGAAGGUGGAGACCGACCUAAAGAAGAGGAGGGGGAUGAUUUCCUAGACUAUCCUGCAGAUGAUGGUAUGUGGAACAUGCCUUUGGACAGCCGCUAUGUCACACUAACCGGGACCAUUACUCGAGGGAAGAAAAAGGGCCAGAUGGUGGACAUCCACGUCACAUUGACGGAGAAGGAGCUGCAAGAAUUGACGAAGCCAAAAGGGUCAUCAAGAGAAGUAACACCUGAAGACAGAAAGGCCUGCCAAAUGGGAGUUGACCGUGGGCCCCACGUGGUCCUUUGGACGCUGGUCUGCCUGCCUGUAGUCUUUAUCCUCUCUUUUGUUGUCUCGUUCUACUAUGGCACGAUCACCUGGUACAACAUCUUCCUCGUGUACAACGAGGAGAGGACCUUCUGGCACAAGAUCUCAUGUUGCCCCUGCCUCAUUCUCUUCUAUCCAGUGCUCAUCAUGGCCAUGGCCUCUUCCCUGGGCCUCUAUGCUGCUGUGGUCCAGCUCUCAUGGUCCUGGGGAGCAUGGUGGCAAGCUGCCCGGGACAUGGAGAAAGGCUUCUGUGGCUGGCUCUGCAGCAAGCUGGGCCUGGAGGACUGUUCUCCCUACAGCAUCGUAGAGUUGCUUGAAUCUGACAAUAUCUCAGGCACUCUCUCCAACAAGGACUCCACCCAGGAAGUAGAAACUUCCACUGUCUAAACUUCCAAGAACUUAUUUCCUUCUGUGGUCCCAAUAGCCUAUAUAUCAUCUUCCAAUUCCAGAAGAUUUGUUCUUUACAUUAGCCCCCUACCCCUCUCAUUUCUGAAAAUUCUAGCCCACACUCUUCUGUCCUACCAUCUUGAUGGUUCCAGGAGAGCAGGGAACAGAAAAGCAAUUUAUGCCAAAGCAAUCCAGCCAUGGGUGAAUUCUUCUCAUUCCUUGCUCUAAAAUGACCAUUUAUCUGGGACAGGAAGCUUAGUUGUGUGUAAGUUCAGGAGCUUGAAGAUACUGGUGCCUGGAACCCAGGGGAGUAUGUGACUAAAGGUGACAGGGUGAAAAGGGAGGCGCCAGGGAGACCAAGUUCACCAAAAAGAAGUAGGAUGGAGAGAAACAGGAAGCAGGGCUACCACAGUGUAGCAGGGAUAGUGUAGUAAAGAUCUGUGUGUAUCACUUAGAUUUUGAUUUAGUGGCAUAUGAUUAAAACCCUAAAAUAUCCAUAGUUCAAAUAAGAUGGAAGGUUCUUUAUUUCUUGUGCAGAAGUCUGGAGGCAGACCAUCAGGGGACCUGAUGAAGUCAUCCAAAUCCCAGGCUUUAUUCCCCUACCAUCAGUAGGAGGUAGCCCUCUUUGUCCUUGUCUUCAACACCUCUGUGCUGACUCUAGCUCCGGCCAUCACACCCACCUUUCUGGCAGGGCAGAGGAAAGGGCAAAGGGCCUAUCUUCCCUGUUUAAGGAGACUUCCCAGAAGUGUCACUCAACAGUUCUUGGAUCUUAUUGGCCAGACCUUAGUCACAUGACCUCACAAGCGCAAGAGACUGGGAAAUGUCUUUUGGUUGGGCAGCUAUAUUCUAGGCUAAAUUUUUGGGUUCUGCUAAUUUAAGCAAAAAAAGAAACAUGGCUAUUUCGACAGGCAUGAAAGAGUCUCUGCCUCACAGUAAUUACUUAAAUAUAUCCAGAUCCCAACGUGCUAAUAUAGUUUUAUUUAUUUAUUUAUUUAUUUAUUUAUUUAUUUAUUUAGGCCUGAAUGUUACACAGAGAAUUUAUACAUAGAUACUAGCUAUAUAUACUAUGUAUAUGCUAUAAAUAGAUAUUAGCAGCUCAUGUACUUUGCAAUUAGUCUGUAAUGUCAUGUGGUUUCAGGGUUUUUAGGAAGGAAGAGUGAACAGUUGAAUGCAAUUGGUAGCAUAACUUUUUUCCUGGUAGUGAAGGCAGGACUGGGCAGUGAUAUUUAAUCUAAUCUACAUAUUAACGAUUGUGUAGGGAGGGAUUGAAAACUUCCCCCAACAGGGAUCAGUAGCCCUAAGCAUGUAGAAGACAGAGUUAGCUUUCUGUCUUUUGGCAAAACCUCACUUACAGCCUCACUCACUCAGACCUUUCUGGAGUUUAAGGAACAGUGGCUUUCCACUGUGAAGCUUGUGUCUUCCUGGCCACUAGGGGGUGUAAGCCAGAUGAAUGCAGUUUGAUAGAAUCUGAACCUUUUUUCCUUUUUUUAAGGUUAUUUAUUUAUUUUGAGAGAGAGAGAGAGGGAGAGAGAGGGAGAGAGAGGGAGUGCAUGGGAGGGGCAGAGCCAGAGGGAGAGAGAGAGAAUCCCAAGCAGGCUCUGCAUUGUCAGCACAGAGCCCAAGCACUGGGGGCUUGGACCCACGAACCUUGAGAUAAUGACCUGAGCCAAAAUCAAGAGUUGGGAUGCUCAACCAACUGAGCCACCCAGGUGCCCCAAACUUUUUUUUUUCCUUUUUAAAUUUAUUCUUGAGGGUGUCUUUCUAAUUUCAAAGAAUUGAAUCCCAAGAGGUCAAGCAGAUUUUGGAGGUUUGGAUCCUCACAAGAACAGCUGGUGCCCAUUUCUUGUUCAUGUCUCAGGAAGAAACUGUGGAAAGACCUGCCGUGAAUCAAACCAGAUGAGUCAGUAGUGCCCUCUCACGGAAGGCCCGGGACAUUUGCCUAAUGUAUGGCGAAUGCCACCUUCAGAAGAACCCCUUUUGAAAACAACGACAAAAACUUAGCUUCACACGAAACGAAACACAACUUUGUCCAGCAUUUUUGAAAAUAAACUUGGUGCUCUCCAGUGCUUUUGCAGAAAUGUAAAAAAUUGAAAUGAAGACAAAAUAAAAAUAAAAUCUAAUUAACAUUUGUUCACAUAGCCUUUGAAUGUCUCUAAAAUGGCUUUGAGUGCUUCAGCCUGCAGAAAACGGAUGAGUGUGGUAGCUGUCCUAUAUAUGUAUAACCAUCUUCAUAUGGAUCCUUAUAUCUUGAAUCUUUCCACUAAUUUAAGGGGAUUUACCUAAGCCUCCAUUAGGAAGUUGCAACCACACUUGUCACAUUUUUCUGGGAUGAGGGAAACCAAUGGCCAAGGCCAAACAUAAUCAUGAUUAGGACUAGGGUAUGGUGGCCAUGGUGGCAUGGAGGAGGAUGGGGUGAAGGUGAGGUUCAAGGGAUUCUUAGAUGAAGAGGACAUGGCCUUCAUCCUAGUUAGGCUCACAACCUAGUGAAAGAAA
This is a messenger RNA of Acinonyx jubatus (cheetah), 4251 nucleotides long. RefSeq names its product transmembrane protein 169 (gene TMEM169). The coding region runs from base 865 to 1758 and encodes 297 amino acids. The transcript is spliced from 4 exons. The record is from RefSeq and is a predicted model, not a curated record. NCBI's taxonomy places the organism in Eukaryota, Metazoa, Chordata, Mammalia, Carnivora, Felidae.